Messenger RNA from Aptenodytes forsteri (emperor penguin), 1527 nucleotides. RefSeq names its product protein disulfide isomerase family A member 2 (gene PDIA2). The record is from RefSeq and is a predicted model, not a curated record. The transcript is spliced from 10 exons. NCBI's taxonomy places the organism in Eukaryota, Metazoa, Chordata, Aves, Sphenisciformes, Spheniscidae. Gene Ontology annotation, biological process: response to endoplasmic reticulum stress; protein folding. Gene Ontology annotation, cellular component: endoplasmic reticulum. The annotation marks the transcript as partial.
UCGCUGGCCUGGCUGGGUCCGGCGUUGGGGGGCGAGGAGGAGGAUGGGGAGGUGGUGGCGGAGGAGGAUGACACGCUCUCAGAUGAGCUCAGGGAGGAGGACGGCGUCCUGGUGCUCCAUGAGCACAACUUUGCCCGUGCCCUGAGCGAGCACCGGCUGCUGCUGGUGGAGUUCUACGCGCCGUGGUGCGGGCAUUGCCAGCGGUUGGCCCCCGCCUUUGCCCAGGCGGCCGCUGUGCUGAGGAACGAGUCCAGUCUGGUGCGGCUGGGCAAGGUGGAUGCCACAGCGCAGGUGGCCCUGGCCAACGAGUUCGGCAUCACCUCCUACCCCACGCUCAAGCUCUUCCGUGACGGCAACCGCACUCACCCCCUUGCCUACACUGGUAGGGCCACGGCACCUCGCGAUGGCCAUGACGGGUGCUGGGGCAGGCUGGGGUGCAAGGAUGGGUGGGGGCGGGGGGGUGAUGGUGAGAGGGGUGGCAAUGUCCUGAUGGAGUCUGCAGGGUGGUGGUGGUGGGCAGGUGACAGCGUGGUGACGGUGCAUGGGGCGAUGGCAGGCAGUGCCGCGGUGGUGAUGGCGUUGGGGCUGUCGGCCGACACGAUCUGCCUCUUCAAGAGGUUUGACGAGGGACGGACAGACUUCCCCGUGGACCCAGCACAGGGGCUGGAUGUGGCCAAGCUCACCAGGCUGCUCCGCGUCCACAGCCUGGAGCUGGUGAUGGAGUUCACCAACGAGACCUCUGACCAGAUCUUCAGUGCCAAGAUCCCCCACCACAUGCUGCUCUUCCUCAACAAGUCAUCGUCGGCGCAGCUGGCGCUGCGAGAUGGCUUCCGGGCAGCUGCCGGCACCUUCCGGGGUGAGGUGCUCUUCGUGGUGGUGGACGUGACCGGGUACGGCGCAGAUGUCCUGCCCUUCUUUGGCCUGACACCUGCCGACGCCCCCACCCUGCGCCUAGUCAAGAUGGAGAACAACCGCAAGUACCAGAUGGACCAGGACGCCUUCUCAGACACAGCCAUACGCACCUUCAUCCAGGCGGUGCUGGAUGGCAAGGUGAAGCCCCGCCUGCUGAGUGCGGAGCCCCCCAAGGACUGGGACACGCGGCCCGUUAAAGUCCUGGUGGGCAAGACCUUCGAGCAGGUGGCGUUCGACGAGACCAAGAAUGUCUUCGUCAAGUUCUACGCGCCGUGGUGCUCCCACUGCCAGGCGAUGGCGGCCGCCUGGGAGAAGCUGGGCGAGCGCUACAAGGACCAUGAGGACAUAGUUAUUGCCGAGUUGGACGCCACGGCCAACGAGCUGGAGAACAUCACCAUCAACGGCUUCCCCACCCUGCACUACUUCCCUGCGGGGCCGGGCAGGAAGAUGGUUGAGUACAAGAGCGCCCGAGAUGUGGAGACCUUCUCCAAGUUCCUGGAAAAUGGGGGGACGCUGCCUGAGGAGCCGCCUGCGGUGCCCAAGACCCCUGAGAACAGCACAGGCAGGGAGGAGCCGAGUCCACUUGGGACAGCUGAAACCCGGGAUGAGCUGUGA